This is a messenger RNA of Chironomus riparius, 3575 nucleotides long. Lineage: Eukaryota; Metazoa; Arthropoda; Insecta; Diptera; Chironomidae. The record is from the annotation of a GenBank genome assembly.
UCUGGGCAAAAAAUAAUCUCAGAAAAAAAUAAUUGAACCUAACCUCAAAAAAAAGUAAAGUUUUUGAAAAUCUGAAGCAAAGCGAGCGACUAGCAAUGACUUGUGCAUGCAUUUCACAAACAUAACGACUUGCAUCACGUACAAAACAUAGAACAUAACCUUAAAAAAAUAAUUUUUCAACAACCUCUGCUCUAUCUUUGUGCUGUGCUGAACUAGCAAACAAAAAAUAGUAGACGACAGAGUGAAAACAAGACGAAGAACAGCAAAUUAAAUCUUUCGAUAGUUCAACAAAUAGACAAAAAAAGAAAGAAGGAACGAGAGUACAUAAAAUAUUUUUCAUCUCUCAGCAAUAAUUCAAUCAAUCAAACUCAUUUUUCUUUGAUAUUCAUAAAGUUACAUUGAUACUGCAACGUAGAGUCAUCAAAUCGUCAAGGGAAAUUCCCAAACGAAAAAACCAAAGUUAAUUAAAGAAAAGAAACUCAAUUUCCCAAAAGGAAAGAAGAAAAAAAUCCCAACCGUGGACUAGAAACUUACAAAAAAAUUCCAUAAUAAUCAGCAAUGCUUCGUGCAGUCUUAAAAAUCUUAGCUUACCUGAGUAUCUUGACGAGUACACGGACGUCCUCGAGUUAUCUUGAGCCGCAGUCACUCGUGAGCUAUCGUCGUGCAAAUGCUGAUGCUGUUGCUACAGGCGGUGCCAUUGCUCCAUCAUCGAUUGAUGUCGACAUUGGAAUUCCUGCGAAUGUUCAACAAUUUAGUGAUUUAAGUCCUGAUACAAUCGACGGUGCUGAUGUAUAUGAUGUACAAUGGCGUGCUAGUAAUUCACCAUAUUUUAUGCCGCGUCUCGUGAAUGCCAAUAGUAUGCUCUAUACACAGCUGAGUAGCAAUAAUAAUAAGAAUAUUAAUAAUAAUAAUAAUAAUAAUUUUAAUAAUAAUUUAAAUAAUAACAAUAAUAAUAAUUUAAAUAGUAAUAGUAAUAAUAAUAAUAAUAAUAAUAGACGUGGAAGUAAAAAGUCACGAAAAAGUAAGAAGCAGCAGCAGGAAAGCAGAAUUAACAGUAGCAGUAGCAAACAGUUCUAUGAGACUCACAGUAAACGACGGAAUAGCUUUAGUUCAACAUCAGAUAUUGAUGACACAAAUGAUCAGUCAUCAUCAGUACCGUCAUCAUCAUUAAUUGAUAUCCAAAAUCAUAGCAAUAAUAAUAAUCUCACAUCGGCAACAACAGCCAAAAUUAAUAAUUUCACAUCUAAUGAAUAUCCAUCAGCACAAGUCGAUGGUAAGCUCGAGCGUGAACUUCAGGAGCUCUUUGGCAUUGAAGGUGCUCGAAAGUAUCAGGAAUAUCAGCUUCAACAGCAGAUUAUGAGUGAACAAUUUGGUAAAAUUCCUGAAAAAAAUGACAACUUAAAGGAGACACAAAGAAAACGUGAUGGAGGCUUGGGUGCUGCUGAAGAGAUGCAGGAUGUAUCUGGUGCGAUGAUUAAUCAAAUGAUGUCAAGGACGACACGAAGACAACGCGAAUAUGACGUGCCGCUUAUCCAAUGUCCUCCUGCGACAGAUGGUAUGGAACGUUUCGCAUGCCCAACACCUGACCGACAGGGACGAUAUCGAUGUAUAGAUGAUCACGUGCUGUGUGAUGGCUUUAUCGAUUGUCCUGAGGGUGCUGAUGAAGAUCGGCAAGCUUGCAUGUUUUACAAAACGACAAAAGCACAUUUAGAUGUACUGGCAGAUGCACUGUUACGAUGGGCACGAGGUCGUUAAGCUAUCAGCCAUUAAAUCUACACAAAUUAAUUGAAAUAUGUUUAAAAAUAAUCAACAUGACAACAAAUUGAGGAUGAACAAAGAUAAACUACUGAACAUAUACACACAUUAGAGCAUAAAUAUUAUUUAAGGUAAAUUCUUUUUGAUAUUGCUGAGGAUUUUGGUGAGAUUCAUUUGGGGAAUUGAGGUACUAGAUUGAUUGAGAAUCGAAUUAUUUACUUGAUUCUCACAAGUUUUAAAGCCAUACAAAAUUUGGACUUAUCAAGAAAAGUUACUAGAUCAUACAAAGAUGUACUAGACUUUUGAUCUGAGUACUAGAUUUUUGAUCGAAGUACUAGAGUUUGUCUUCAAAAUGUACUACAAACGCAAAAUAAGUAUCAGAUUUUUGUUAAAAAGUAUCAGAUUUUCAUGAAAAUAUAAUAUUAUAUUGAAUUAAGGUAUCAGAUUAUUACAUGAAGUAUUAGACUUUUGCAUGAGGUACUAGAUUAUUUUUUUUAAAAAAUCAGAAUUUUCUCAUAAACCUCAAAGAAAACUCACCCAAAAUUCCCUGUAAAUAACAAAAUACCAAAAACAAAAAAAAUCAUUAUUAAAAUGUUUGCAUUUAAAUGAAAUGAAAAAUUCCAUCGCACUGAGUGGAUGUGACUAAUUUAAAAGGAAAAAAAUAUUACAAUUAAUUUUUAAGUAAAUGAAUGAGCGUGAAAAUGAAGAACUAAGGCGAACAAAAAAGGCAUUUGCAUUUUAAGUUGUAUAAAAAAAUUAAUUUUAAUUCUUGAAAAAAAAAUGGAAACUAAAAGAACUGAAAAUAUUUAUGAACAAAAAAAACAUGAAAAUUAAGGAAAAAAUCUCAAUUAACGAGAUAAAAAUCGCUAAGUUAAUUAUAUUUAAUGAACAUAUAAAAAAAUCCGUGUAAAAUAAAAAGAAAUUUGAGGAAAACAUUUUUGCUUAUAAGGGGCUGUUCACUUAUUACGUAACGCGAAAAAAUUACUUUUUAGACCCCCCCCCCCCCCCUCGUAACAAAAUUUGUAUGAAAAAAAAAUUUCCUUGUUUGAACCGUAACAAAAUCUUAGACCCCCCUCCCCCCCUAAAAGCGUUACGUAAUAAGUGAAUGGCCCCUAAGAAAAAAAAUUAAAAAUUAAUUUGAACAAAAAACUUCCGUGCUUCGCGUGGAAGUUUAAGAGAUAUUAACAUUAAUUAGUUGUAAUGGAAAAUUCAAUCAAAAAUUGACAUUUUUUUUCCUCACAAAACCAAUUCUGUUAAAAAAAUAAUUUUUUGUUUUAAACAGUUUAAAAUUAAUAAAAAAUUUCAUAUCAAUUAAAUUUUAAGUGAGAUCUCCAUGUCAAUGCGCGUGGAAGUUUAAAAAAAAUUGAACAAAAAUGUUCUUAUUCGGCGCAAUUUAUUGAUUAUUUAGCAAUUAAGAAAAAUCUUCUGGGAUUUUAAAGCUUUGCUGGGUUUUUGAAGAUAGCAACAAGUUUAAGAAUAAAUUUAAUUGACAACUUUUGUGACUGAUUUCCUCUUGGGAGUCUUGAAUUUUCAAGUGAGGAUAAUUAGUCUCAUUAAAAUAGAAGAGAAAUUAGAUUAUAUUUUUAAGGUUGUUUUUUGUAAUUGAUUUUUUUUCACGGUAAUGAAUUUGGUUGUUUUUAGAUGAAGUUCUUGGUAUUGUGGUACUAGAUUUUGUAAAAUGACUUGAUUGUUGAACAAGAUUUAAUAUUUAAAUGUGUACUAGAUUUUUGAUGGAAAGUAUUUGAUUGGCAGCAAAAAGUACUAGAUUUUUUUAAAAUAAUUCAAUUUAUAAUAGAAAAUAUUUUUCAAUGAAGUCCUAG